Mesocestoides corti is the source of this 1026-nucleotide messenger RNA. Lineage: Eukaryota; Metazoa; Platyhelminthes; Cestoda; Cyclophyllidea; Mesocestoididae. The record is from the annotation of a GenBank genome assembly.
AUGAGCGUUUUGGCGCUUUACGUCACGUUUACACAAAACAUAAUUGAGCACUCAUCCACUCCGUCACUGCCUCAUCAAUUCGUGGACACAGUGCCUGCGAGCACCUACGCAAUUUUCAAAUUGGCAUUGAGUGGUGAUUUAAAAGCUGCCGAAGGUUCCACGGUUGACUCGAUAGUGGACAGCAUUCUUGAGUCCCUUCCUGUCGAUUUGGCGAAUUUGACAAUUCCUAAUGUGGACAUGGUUGGCACAGUCCAGAUUACAAAACUGGGAAAUGUGAGUCGUGCUUGUCCGAUGACGGUGAAUGAAACGAUGGAUAGCAAACUUCUGUCGUUCGCUUUCAGCACCUGUGUCAAUCUCACUGACGUUGUUGUUACCCUAACAGACAGAUCAGUCAAAGUUUCCAUCGCUGAGGCCAGAUUCGACCUUCACGCACACUUCACGAAGUCCGUGAAACCGGCGCCAAAGGUCACCUUAACGAUUGGUGUUUGGAAGGGGAUCGAUGUCAAGGGAAAUAUUGUCCUUGUCAUUAUCAUUAAACCGAUCGUGAGUAAUAGGAAUAUCGUUCAAGGUUCCACUGUUGACUCAAUAGUGAACAGUAUUCUAAAGUCAAUUCCAGCUCAAAUGGCAAAUUGGACGACUCCAGACUUGGAAAGCUUCGGAGAGGUUGUGAUUACUGGAAUCGGUAACCUGAGUCUCGCUUGUCCAAUGACGGCCAACGAAAUUGUGCAUGAAGGCAUCCCAACGCUUGUUCUUACCGCCUGCCUAAAUGUGACUCGUGUCGCCAUCGAGUUUCCAGACAGCGGUCUUACUGCCUCAAUGGCUCCGACAGUAAUCAACGUAUCUGUGUGCAUGAGAAAAUCCGUGAAGCCAGCUUUUCGUGCGGCCGUUUCGAUUCCUGUUUGGGGUGGCAUUCACAUGAAGGACAUUUUUAACUUACCUAUGCUAGUGGACGAUGAUUAUGUUGCGGAUACAUUGGAAACCUUGAUCAAUUCGUCUCUGCAGAAAAUUAAAUUGCAGAAUUUAUAG